GCUAAAAGCAGACCUAGGGUUUUCGUAUCCGUUCCAGUCACGGACGACUUCUCCGUUCUCUGAACUCUCCUAAAGCCUCUAUAUUCAUCGGAUUGUUCAUCUCCAGUAAACCAAUCUCCAGUUUGGUGAAUUUGUAAGAAUGAGUAAACGAAAACGUCCGGAUCCGAAAUCAUCGGGAGGUGAUCUAAACGAGCCACACGAGAAGAAGCUUCUGGAUCUGAUUCGAAUAAACCAAGGAAGAGGCGCAACUAUGUUCGAAUUGAAACGCGAGAAAACGAUCCCAGCAACUAUAGUUACUCGAUUGAUCGCUUCUCUACGGAAGAAGAAUCUCAUCAAAGAAGUAGCAAACAUGAACAACAAAGGUGUCAAACAUUAUCUUGCAAUGGAGUUUGAGCCUUGUAGUGAACUUACUGGUGGUGAAUGGUACACUGAUGGAGCUCUUGACCUGUCGAAAAUCGAAGAUUUGAAAGCCAAGUGUGUGAUGAUUUUGGAGAGGCAUAGGCAGAGGGUUGUUACUUUGGAGGUUUUGUGUGGGUAUUUUGUUAAAGAGGAGAAGCUGAGUGUUGAUCAGACUAAGGAGAUACUUAAGAACUUGAUUUUGGAUAAUUUGAUCAUGGAGGUGAAGAGUAAUGGAAUGAAUGAGUUUGCUUCUACGAGAAUCGGAGAAGUUUGCUACAGGUUGACCGGGAAAAAGUUCGGUAAUGGCGAACCGAGAGCUGGAGCUUUUGCUUCGAUUCCUUGCGGGGUUUGUCCGCAUAUAGCGAUCUGUUCACCUGAUGGUGUUAUCUCUCCCACUACAUGUGUUUAUUUUCAGAAAUGGUUAGACUUUUAGCACUCUCUUUUUUUUUUUUUUUUUGGGUUUAAAACUUAAGAUUUUAGAUUAUGAUGAUUUGUUUUUUCGGUUAUACAAUAGAGAAUAAUGCUAUUGAUAUCUUUAAAUUAAGAGUCAAGGUUGUGAUUUGAAAGAGUAGAUGUCGGAGAAGAAGAUGGAAGAAGCUGAUCUGUUUCUUUGCGACAAGCUU
Arabidopsis thaliana (thale cress) is the source of this 1022-nucleotide messenger RNA. RefSeq names its product DNA binding / DNA-directed RNA polymerase. NCBI's taxonomy places the organism in Eukaryota, Viridiplantae, Streptophyta, Magnoliopsida, Brassicales, Brassicaceae. The record is from RefSeq and is marked reviewed. The transcript has 2 exons. The coding region runs from base 140 to 832 and encodes 230 amino acids. Gene Ontology annotation, cellular component: nucleus; RNA polymerase III complex. Gene Ontology annotation, biological process: transcription by RNA polymerase III.